AUGAAUUUAAAUGACUUUGUGGUGCUUCCUAACAACAAGGCCAAAUCCGUCAAGCUCAAUGCCAGGAACUUGCGAGAACAGCACAUGGAGACAGUGACUCUGGCCCAGGAGAGCAGAGAGAUGGAGGAAAAACUGCAACAGCUGAAAGAGAGCAUGAGUAAAGAGAAGGAGGAGAGAGGGCAUUCUGGAGGGUUUAGAUGGAAGUCUGGCCAAUGUGGUUCUUUAAACAGCAACGCUUUAACAAACAGCUCCAAAGAGACCAAGGAGAACAGAUUCAAAAAGCUUUCAGCAGGCAAGGUGAAGAUCCGAAUGCUGAAGGAUGAGCCACUGACAGCCCUACCUCAGCCACCACCUCCACCUCCAAACCCUGCCAUCGGCCUUCAGACAACAAGAAAGAAUAGGCUGAGGGGAACAUACUGUGGACAAUGUGAAGUCCAGACUGCAGGACUGAUGUGUACUGAAUGCACAGAAGACUACUGCUUAAGCUGCUUUACCAAAUUCCACCAGAAGGGAGCACUGAAGCUCCACAGAAUGGUCCCCAUUCAGACAGAUUUACAGACCCAUGUGAGCACGCAGGAUGUUGUCAGCUGCCUCCAGAAACAGAUUAACCCUAGCUUUUAUCCCAGUACCUUUACAAGUCCUGCUGUGGCAAAAGCUACACAGUUGCACCCCAACCCCAGCCAGAUAUUGGCUGUGAAUCAUGGAGAGGGGGAAAUGGUGGAACUGAUUAAAAAGGGACAGAAAAGGGAGGAUGAGACGGGAUUCCCCAGCUCUCUUCUAAGAGGAGAGUACAAUGAGGAGGAGGCUGCCAGAUCUUUCCAGGAAGCCCUCAGACAGUGGAGAGAAAGGAAGAGUGAUGGAGCAGGAGAACCCAAGAAUGAAGGUGCAAUGUGGACACCCAUCCGAUCAGUAUCAGUGUCAUCUAUGGCGACCCAGGCUGACCUUGCUCCACAAAGAGGAGCAGAAGGACGAGAAGGGAGGGUACCUGUCAGGGUGGAGUUCACAGAGAGCAGCCUUACCUACAUGGACAGAUUGCUUCUCAAGAAACACCGCAGAACACCAAUUGAAACUUUUCGACCAUCGUUGGCCUUUGGUGCAGAUUUAAAAUCACUACAGAACACAUGCACUGGGGAAGAGACUGCAUGCAGCCUAACAGAGGGCCGUUAG
Plectropomus leopardus (leopard coralgrouper) is the source of this 1167-nucleotide messenger RNA. The record is from RefSeq and is a predicted model, not a curated record. Lineage: Eukaryota; Metazoa; Chordata; Actinopteri; Perciformes; Serranidae.